This is a messenger RNA of Menidia menidia (Atlantic silverside), 762 nucleotides long. The record is from the annotation of a GenBank genome assembly. Lineage: Eukaryota; Metazoa; Chordata; Actinopteri; Atheriniformes; Atherinopsidae.
CUGCGCUGGUGUCCUCAGGUGCAGAGCCAGAGCGUGAUGCUGCAGCUGGACUUCGGCGACAGCGUGUGGCUGCGGCUCCACGGGGAUCCGCGCUACGCCCUCUACAGCAACACGGGCCACUACACCACCUUCAACGGCUACCUGGUCUACCCGGACACCUACGGCUACCAGACCCACCGCCACCCCCAGCAGCACCCGGCCUACAGCCCCCAGCAGCCCCAGCGCGACGCCACCCGCCCCCCAAACGCCCAGGAGCUGAGCAAGCCCGGGGCCAUGGCCGGCCAGGAGGAGGAGGAGGACGAGGAGGAGGAGGAGGAGGACCAGAGGUCGGCCUUCUCGGUGGGGCGCACCCAGAGCAUCCUGGGGGUCAACCAGGCCGGACUGCCCCAGCACCAGCCGGUGAGCUUCGACACGGCUUUCGUCAACAUCGGGGAGGACUUCAACGUGACGGGGGGCGUGUUCAGCUGCCGCGUGCCCGGGGCCUACUACUUCUCCUUCAACGUGGGCAAGCUGCCCCAGAAGACGCUGUCGGUCAAGCUGAUGAAGAACCACCUGGAGGUGCAGGCCAUGAUCUACGACGACAGCCAGGGCGAGAAGGCGCUGCAGAGCCAGAGCCUGAUGCUGGCGCUGCGGCCCGGGGACACCGUCUGGCUCUACUCGCACCAGCGCGACGGCUUCGGCGCCUACAGCAACCACGCCAAGUACAUCACCUUCACGGGCUUCCUGGUUUACCCCGACAUGGUCUCCGACCAGCGGCCCUAA